CAAACUGCAGGCAGGAAGGAGCAAAUCAGAGCCUAUUCCUGCUCCAAGGAUAAUCUAGGAUAAACUUUGUAUAACUCGAAACAGGGCCAUGAACACCCAAAAAGCUGAAAUUGAAAAGAUGUUAUUUUUUGUUGAAGGCCUCUAUAGCUGAUGCAGGAUCUUUCUUAUUAGUUACUCAUUGCCUCAGCAAGUCUCAUAAAACAGACAGCAGAACCCAGCAAAUCCCUUUCUUCAGUGUUCUGGGAGCUCAGAAACCCAGGAAUUGAACGAGGCCUUGAACCCAUUUUAUGGGCUCACUUCUCACUGAGCUGCCAUAAAACAUUAAAAUUGAGACCUUAUAAACAAGGAGGGGAAAGUGCUGUACUUUUCUUAGCAGAAGAAACCUCUCCAGAGACUCUUCCCACGCAGACACCACCCAGGCUCCUCGGAGAUGGCAUGGAAAAGCAGCCUCACCGUCCCUUACGCAGUGCCCGCCUUCGCAGUUUGCUUUCUGGCAUGUGUGGCCACAGGUCUGGAACUGUCUGUAAAUAAUAAUGCUGCUGACUUCACCCUGUCUACAACAUCUGGCCCUCCGGUCUCCCUCUCCUGCCUAGUACAGAACAACAGCCAGGCUGAGGAGCUCCUCUGGUACCGAGAAGAUGGGGCCGUGGAUCUCCGGGACGGAAACAAAGUAAACGUCAGUAACAUCUGCAUAUCCCCAGUCACUGAGGAUGACAACGGGAUCACCUUCACUUGCAUGCUGAAGCGGGACCAAUCUGUCCGCGUCUCUGUGAUCCUGGAUGUCCAGUAUCCUCCCCUCCUUACUGGAGAAAAGUCCCUCACAAUCGAAGAAGGCAAAAGUGUUACCUUGACCUGCGAUGCCAAAUCCAACCCUCAAGGUCAAGCAAAUUGGUAUAAAAACAACGACACCUUGACCCUAGAGCAAGAUCGUUACCAGGUGUACCAGACUAGUGAUGUCUUUCAGCUGUCUAUCAAAAAAGCACAGAAGUCUGACAACGGGACCUAUACUUGUGUGGUGAAAUCUGCUUUGGGAGAGGGGAGAAAGGAUUUCCACCUGAUAGUCGAAGAUAAAAAAACUGUUUUUCCCAUGGAGGCCAUUAUUGCUGCUGCCGUGGUGGUUGCACUCACUGUACUUUUUGGAAUUGUGGCUCGAAGAGAAAAAAUUUUUAAGUGCUUCAAAGGAUCAAGUGAAACAGCUCUGUGAAGAAAGUUCCUAUACACAGGACAAAGAAGCCGAAGAAACACCACUUCUGGCAGCAGAACACAACCCCUUGCAUGAGAUGAGGAGAUUAGGCACUGAAACUUUUUGGGCUGAGGUUCAUACGGUCUUUUCAAAAUAUAAGUGGUUCUUCAUGUC
Messenger RNA from Dromaius novaehollandiae (emu), 1357 nucleotides. It is a transcript of the gene TMIGD1, whose product is annotated as transmembrane and immunoglobulin domain containing 1. Bases 431 to 1204 code for a protein of 257 amino acids. The transcript is spliced from 7 exons. The record is from RefSeq and is a predicted model, not a curated record. NCBI's taxonomy places the organism in Eukaryota, Metazoa, Chordata, Aves, Casuariiformes, Dromaiidae.